AUGGGCACCUUGGAUGGUAUAAUAGACACAGUUUCUGCCAUCCAUCCUCUGCCCCCUCUGUUAGGUAUGUUGAAGUCUCAAGGGAAACUCGUCAUGGUUGGUUUACCAGAGAAGCCUCUAGAGCUACCAAUCUUCCCUUUACUUGCAGGGAGAAAAAUAAUAGCUGACAGUGUCAUUGGAGGAAUUAAGGAGACACAAGAAAUGAUUGAUUUUGCAGCUAAACAUGAUGUAAAACCUGCCAUUGAGGUUAUUCCUAUAAAUUAUGUGAACACGGCAUUGGAGUGCCUCCUCAAAGCAGAUGUAAAAUAUCGAUUUGUUAUUGAUAUUGGGAAAACACUAAAGCCAAGCUCUUAA
Messenger RNA from Glycine soja, 354 nucleotides. RefSeq names its product probable mannitol dehydrogenase. The record is from RefSeq and is a predicted model, not a curated record. Bases 1 to 354 code for a protein of 117 amino acids. Gene Ontology annotation, biological process: lignin biosynthetic process. The transcript has 2 exons. Gene Ontology annotation, molecular function: cinnamyl-alcohol dehydrogenase activity. Lineage: Eukaryota; Viridiplantae; Streptophyta; Magnoliopsida; Fabales; Fabaceae.